Messenger RNA from Danio aesculapii, 2182 nucleotides. It is a transcript of the gene fndc5b, whose product is annotated as fibronectin type III domain containing 5b. NCBI's taxonomy places the organism in Eukaryota, Metazoa, Chordata, Actinopteri, Cypriniformes, Danionidae. Gene Ontology annotation, molecular function: protein binding. The transcript has 6 exons. The coding region runs from base 175 to 798 and encodes 207 amino acids. The record is from RefSeq and is a predicted model, not a curated record.
UUCUGCGGCAAGUACAGAGUUUAGAUCCAGCGCUGUUCUAGACUGAUGCGGGAAUAAAGACUGCAACCAGUCGUGAAUGUUAAACACACAGACGCCGACUAAUAAGUUUCAAAAAUCUUGCGAGUAAAUGGGAUUCAACGUCUUCCGGACAGAAUGUAAAGAAUUCCUUGAAGGAUGUGGGGAAUUAAAGGCUCGUUCUCUGCGCUGUUAUUGCUGUUUUUGGCUUAUAUCUUCGCGUCCUCGGUUAACGCCGACAGUUUAUCAGCUCCGCUCAAUGUGACCAUCAAAGCACUGGAGGGGAACUCAGCGAUUGUGACAUGGGACAUUCUGGAGGGAGACCCAGUCAUUGGGUUUGCCAUCACCCAGCAGAAGAAGGACGUGCGCAUGCUGCGAUUCAUCCAGGAAGUGAACACCACAACUCGCUCAUGUGCAUUAUGGGAUUUGGAGGAAGACACAGAGUACAUUGUCCAUGUUCAGUCCAUUAGCAUGAGCGGCACCAGUCCUCCGAGUGAACCUGUUCUGUUCCGCACACCCAAAGAGUCAGAGAAACUGGCCUCCAAAAGCCCAGAUGAAGUGACCAUGGAGGAGGUCGGCCAGGCGGCUCAGCUCAGGGCUGGAGAGCUUAUUAUCAUUGUGGUGGUUCUCGUCAUGUGGGCAGGUGUGAUCGCUCUGUUCUGCCGCCAGUAUGACAUCAUCAAAGACAACGAGCCCAACAAUAACAAGGACAAAGCCAAGAACUCUUCAGAGUGCAGUACCCCAGAGCACCCCACAGGGGGACUACUGCGCAGCAAGGUCUAAUUACGCCUUCCCCUGUCGGCAAUAAUAGGCUUCAGCCUCAGGACAGUGCUCCGAGACAAAACAAGUAAGCCAUCAAUUCACAGUUGUGAAGCCCACCUCUCAUCCUCGACCAAAACGACCUUUUAAGUAUUCCCAUCGAUCAACAUCAACUCUUUGGUGCUUGUCAGUUUGGGACAUUGACACAAACUUGAGGACGAAAAAUGGACAGGACGGUUCCGAAAACAACGCUAGAAGUUUCAGCCUUUUAAAGAGAGAGAGAGAGAGAGAGAGAGAGAGAGAGAGAGAGUCGAUGAGUUUUGAUGCACAAGACUCGAACCCGGCUGUGAGCUGGAAGACCAGAGAUGCCGAACCACCAGGAGUGUUCCUAUUUGACACACAGAGAUAAGGAGAAAACCAACCUGCCUCCCCCAAUAAACCAGAACAGUGUGCUGUGUAAAAGAAGGGAUAAGUGUUUUUUUCCAAACUCACCGCCAUUAUCAGCGCUGUUCCAGGAUCAGGUCUCUCCACAUUUGUUCUCUGAUUCUUCUCUUCACACCUCUAGUUGCUUUCAAUCCUCCAUUAUCCUCCCUCCAGCAGCCAAUCAUGGACACUCUAGAUUGUUUGAUGUGGUUUAAUUGGUGCAGUUGGAUCUUUCUUCUCAGCACUCUUGCUCUCAGGGCAUUCAGGAAAACAUCAACAGGAAAACAAAACUAAACGAUGGACCACAUAGGCCACAUUGCGUUCAUUCAUCUGUGGCCAAAUCACAACCGAACGGCGACUGAAGAAGAAGAAAAGCUCCAUAAUAUAAUAGUCAUAGAAAACCUAUUUAACCGCUUGUGUGUCUCAAGUAAAUCAACAGCUUGCUGUCUCUAAUGAGCACAUUUCUGUACAGUGAUGGUUAUUUUGGUCCUCAUAUGACAUUCAUUAGCAUAUUCGUCAUGAGUAUGGCUAUUUACCGCUUUUUACGUGGCGCUGUGAUAUAGAGUUGGGUGCCUUUUUUUCUACAGGCUCUUUUUUUCCCCUGAUUACUUUCCCUGUAAUGAGUUUAGUCUUAGGGGCGUUUACACGACAAUGUUUUCGACUAAAAAUCUUGGAUGUUCAUAUUUGCUUAACUAUGGCCUGAAAAUGCUAGACUUUCAAAAUGGGUUUCAAAGAGCAAAAUUUUUGGAACGGAUAAUAUCGACGUCUCUGUGAAAACAACCAAAACGCCAUCUUGUGAAAAUGGGUAUAUAAUGCGUAUUAUAUGUGCAGUUGUGUAGGCAUGCGUGAGUACCUGGCAAUCAAAACAACAUUAGUGGAAUACUGGAGGAUGUGUGCACAAAAGCUUAGUGAUAUCGCCACCUACUGGCGUGGCAUACAUAAUUCAAUGUUGUUGUUUUUUUACUGUGAUUUCUUCGACUACUUU